Molecule: messenger RNA, 1247 nt
Organism: Cataglyphis hispanica
Lineage: Eukaryota; Metazoa; Arthropoda; Insecta; Hymenoptera; Formicidae
Product: patatin-like phospholipase domain-containing protein 2
Exons: 6
Coding region: 263-1003 (246 amino acids)
Biological process (GO): triglyceride catabolic process; lipid homeostasis
Cellular component (GO): membrane; cytoplasm; lipid droplet
Molecular function (GO): triacylglycerol lipase activity
Source: RefSeq, a predicted model, not a curated record
UCAGUCGUCAUAGCACAUGUAUUUCUUCGCAUUUUGCAUUACUUUGAGCGGGCGGGUAAGGCGAAGAAGAAAUCAAGAGCACUCUUCGAAAACGCGCUCUUCUCGUACGCGAUUUAAAAAUCAGACACGCGGGAGUGACAGAUCUCGGUGAUUUUUCCCGCGUUUUGUUGCAAAGAUACGAGAGGAAAGGAAGAACAGACGACGCGAAGGAUAGCAUCGCCACGCGUUAUUAUAUUAUUAAGACAAAACGACAAAGGACGACAUGAAUCUGUCGUUCGCUGGUUGCGGUUUCCUCGGCAUCUAUCACAUCGGCGUUGCUAUCGGUUGGAAAAAGUACGCGUCUCAUUUACCGCUGAAUAAAUUAAGCGGCGCGUCCGCAGGUGCUAUGGCCGCGUGUUGCUUACUUUGUGAUAUAUCUCUUGAAGAAACUGUAAACGGUAUUUUAUACAUGGCACAUACAGCGCGACAACACGCACUUGGACCAUUCAGUCCAUAUUUCAAUAUGCAACACAUAUUAUUUGAGAACCUACAGAGGAUUCUACCGGACGAUGCUCACAUCCGUGUAAAUGGCAAACUGCAUAUCUCUUUGACUAGAGUAUAUGAUAGGAAGAACGUGAUAGUCUCACAAUUCAAUUCAAAAGAAGACUUACUACAAGCUCUACUAGCCACUUCGUUUGUGCCAUUGUAUUCUGGUUUGCUGCCACCAAGAUUUCACGGCAUCAGGUACAUGGACGGUGGUUUUAGCGACAAUCUUCCUACGUUCGAUGAAGAUACUAUUACUGUAUGUCCAUUUUGCGGAAAGAGCGAUAUUUGCCCUAGAGAUAUCUCGCAUCAGCUUUUUCACCUCAAUGUCUCUAAUGUGAGCAUAGAACUUUCUAAGCAAAAUAUAUAUAGGUUCAUACAGGUAUUCUUUCCGCCUAAAACAGAGAUUCUCUCGAAUAUAUGUAGGCAAGGAUGCGACGAUGCACUACAGUUUUUGCAUGAUAGAAAUUUAUUAAAAUAACUCAGAAUACACUCGUAUGUAACUUAUUGUUAGAUAAAAAAAGUAUCCGAGCACGUUGUGAUCAAUAGUAAAAUUUAUGACAUAAAAUAGUAAUUAUAAGAUACAAUACUUGAAAUAUAUAACCAGGUAAGAUUCGUAAAAUAAUAUUUUUGAUAUUUGUUUUGAAAAAAAUUUUUAAAUAAGAUAAAUUUUAAUACAUUAAAUGAAAUUUGUUGCAUAUUAUUAAAUCAAAUAAAAUGUUGAU